AUGGACAUCAAAUCACUGUCGGACGUGCAAAAGCAGAUCUUUCAGAACUUGGUUGAGAAGCUGAUCGCACGUAACAAGUUUCCUCCCAGCGAGGCCGAAGAUGUCCAGAAACUGUUAGAGAAUGUGCGUGAUGCGAAAAACUUCCACAAGAUCAUGGAAAAGCUGAAGGAGUGUGGCCAGCUGGACGUAGAUAUCGAGGAAAACUUUCGCGAAGAGAACGGAUUUUUCCUCAAAGAUAGCGUGAAAAAGUUCGGACCCGGUGGGCAGACGCUAACUCCUCGGCACACCAUCGACGCAAUAUUAGGUUUGAAUCAUUGUGAAAAUGGAGGAGACAGCAGCGAUGCUACGGAUCUGAGCGCCUCCCCGGUGGGUCACAUCAAAGUUUGCGAUCAGCAGCAGAUGCUCGCCAAAACGGCUCCGCUAGCGAACCAAUACCUGGGCAGUCCAUCGCCGGAUAAAUUCCAGCAGCUUGCAAACUAUCAGAACCACAUCAAAAACCUCGACUUUGCUGCCUCGCUGGAUCCAUCCGGACUGGCGGCUGCUGCCGGUCAUCACCAGUCGCAUCACCAUCCGGGAGUUCUGCACCCCGGACACAACACGUUGCCUUCCCAUGCCGAGCUGGAGUACAUGAAGUCACUGAAGGAGAACAACAAGUACUUCAUCGAUCGUAACUACCGGGCAUCGCUAGCGGGAUAUGGUAGCAAUAAGUACGGAGGUGGCGGAGGAGGACCUGGCAGUGAGGAUGGAAACAGCACCGUGAAUGAUUACGAAGAUGAACUUUCCUCCCCGACGACGGGUGCUCUAAAACGUAAGUACUCGGACAACGAUGAUCACCUUCUGGAUGGAGGAAGCGGAGGCGCUGGCAGUGGUCCCGAUAGCAACCCAGUCGAAGGCUCCAUUAGCAAAUAUAGCAAACUGCAUGACUCAGCCGAUAAAUCAAUUAAGGCUAAUAGUUUCGAUUAUAUGAAAAAUUUCGAUGAUCUACGAGCACGACAAGCGGCGGCUUUCGACGCCGAGCAGCACCUUCAGCAGCAACAGCAGCAGCUUCAACACCAUCAUCAACAGCAGCAACUACAUCAGCAAACGCUCCAUCAUCACCAUCAACAGCAACAGCAUCAGCAGCAGCAUAACGUUCAAUCCCAGCAUCCUCUCCAGCAGCAGCAGCAGCAAUCACAACCUUCCUCCCAUGUGCCUCAGCUGCCCGCGGGCUCGUCGAUACACGGCACGGUGCUGCCCGAACAUAGACCUGAUGAUUAUAGGCUCGGGUCUGCAUCUGGACCUGGCGGUGGUGGUGGUGGCGGCGGAGGCGUUGGUGGUGGAGGAGGAGGCGGAGGUUCAGGCGGUCAAGAAAGCCAGGACAAGCUAGGUGGUGAGGACGGUGGCAUUAGCUAUGCGUCCAGCGAGGAGAUGAAUCAAACGACGCCCAGCGAACAGGGCGAGAAGAUGGGCUCCGGAAGCGAUGACGAGGGUGGCGAGGAUGGUUGCUCGAAGAAGAAACACCGACGGAACCGGACCACCUUCACCACCUACCAGCUGCACGAGCUGGAACGAGCCUUCGAAAAGUCCCACUAUCCGGAUGUGUACUCGCGCGAGGAGCUGGCGAUGAAGGUGAACCUGCCGGAAGUUCGCGUUCAGGUCUGGUUCCAGAAUCGACGGGCGAAAUGGCGCCGGCAGGAGAAGUCGGAAAGCUUGAGGUUAGGUCUGUCGCAUUUCUCCCAGCUACCGCAUCGAUUAUCCUGCAACGGUGCCAAUCUACCAAUGGAUCCGUGGUUAUCACCUCCUCUACUCUCCGCUCUACCAGGUUUCCUCUCGCACCCGCAGGGUGUCUAUCCCAGCUAUCUAACGCCUCCGUUGAGCCUGAAUCCGUCCAAUCUUGGUAUGGCGAACCACGGUCUGGGGCAUCCGAACGGACCACAAAACCUCAGAAUAUCCCCGCAAGGGAUGCCUACGAUGUCUUCGCCAAUGGGUGGCCCAAAUAUGCGCCUUUCCCCGCCCCAUCCUAACGGAGCCAUCGCUCCGCAGAACCUAUCGAUGGCCCCACAGCAAUCGCUCACCCCCCGACACUCUCCACUCGGUGGACACGGUGGACCCCUCGGCGGGCAACCGCCACCCCCGCAGCAUCCCCCGCAGCUCGCUUCUGUAAAUAUACCCAUAACAUCAUCACCCCAAAAUCUCUCACUAACGCCACCUGGUUUAAGAUCGCCGCCAAAUUUAAAUAGCAGUACCUCCAACAACAACACCAAUAACAACAGCAACAACAACAACAAUAUCGGCGCUGGCCACCCAAUUAGCCCGAACUCAUCCUCCUCGGCAUCGUCGCCCACUUCGUCGUUGGGGCUGAAAAUGGGCAAACUAGCCAACUUGGAUCAGCCAUCGCAGGAUAGUCCGCUGGAUGGCAGCCUGCUAGGACUGGGAAAGGAUGGCAUCGCCGGCGGGGCGGCAGCCCUCAACAUGACUGUGAAUCAUUCGACCGACAUGAGGACCAACUCGAUCGCUACCCUGCGCAUCAAAGCCAAGGAGCACCUGGAGAACAUCAGCAAGGGUAUGACUACGAUGGUGUAA
This is a messenger RNA of Sabethes cyaneus, 2562 nucleotides long. Its product is annotated as retinal homeobox protein Rx. NCBI's taxonomy places the organism in Eukaryota, Metazoa, Arthropoda, Insecta, Diptera, Culicidae. Gene Ontology annotation, biological process: positive regulation of transcription by RNA polymerase II. The record is from RefSeq and is a predicted model, not a curated record. The coding region runs from base 1 to 2562 and encodes 853 amino acids. Gene Ontology annotation, molecular function: RNA polymerase II cis-regulatory region sequence-specific DNA binding; DNA-binding transcription factor activity, RNA polymerase II-specific. The transcript has 6 exons.